Messenger RNA from Arabidopsis thaliana (thale cress), 492 nucleotides. RefSeq lists its product as uncharacterized. The record is from RefSeq and is marked reviewed. Bases 1 to 492 code for a protein of 163 amino acids. The transcript is spliced from 2 exons. Lineage: Eukaryota; Viridiplantae; Streptophyta; Magnoliopsida; Brassicales; Brassicaceae.
AUGAGGAUGUUGCAGUCAAACACUAUCACACAAUUGGAGAUUGACGCCAUAAUGCUUGAAGAAGAAAAUCCUCACAGACCAAGAGUUUUUCAAAGAGAGAAGAAGAAACCUGCUGAGGUCUCUUGUCGCCGAUUAGGGAACAUCUCCGUACGCUCUUAUUUGGAUCCCUGGGCGUGCAUUUUAUUCUCAGCUGCCAGAAUGACUCUUAGUAAGAGCAUUUCCUUGGGUGACCUGAUCUUGAUCUGCAUCUUGUUCGUUCUUGCUGUGGCUGUCAUCAUCUUCUGCCUUUGGAAGCGUAAAUCUCCUCCAUCCUUGCCUGCUCAGGUGUCUGCAUAUGAGGUGGCCAUGACGCCUCUUGACUCACGAUCUCCCUGGUCUACUCCUGCUCAGCCGGACUUCUCUCCAACAGCCUCGAGUUAUUACUCGGUAGGAAUACGCACCCCAUCACCUUAUACUGGGUGCUUCACGCCAGCUCGAAUCAACUUAACCUAG